Messenger RNA from Syzygium oleosum, 885 nucleotides. Its product is annotated as (-)-germacrene D synthase-like. Gene Ontology annotation, molecular function: magnesium ion binding; terpene synthase activity. Lineage: Eukaryota; Viridiplantae; Streptophyta; Magnoliopsida; Myrtales; Myrtaceae. The coding region runs from base 84 to 728 and encodes 214 amino acids. The record is from RefSeq and is a predicted model, not a curated record. The transcript is spliced from 4 exons.
AUGGAACCUAUGAAGAGCUAGAGCUCUUUACUCAAGCUGUUCAAAGGUGGGACAUUGAUUGCAUAAAUGAUCUUCCAGAGUACAUGCAAGUGUUCUACAAAGCACUUAUCGAUGUCUACGUUGAAAUUGGAGAAAUACUGGCUUGCAAAGGAAGAUCGUAUGGCCUCCACUAUGCGAAAGAAGCAAUGAAAAGGCAAGCAAGAUACUACUUUGCUGAAGCAAAUUGGCUGCACCAACAACACAAGCCCACGAUGGAUGAGUACAUGUCCAUUGCAGUAGUAUCGAGGGGUUACCCCUUGUUAGCGAUUACGACCUUUGUUGGAAUGCAAGAUAUGGUAACAAAAGACGAUUUAGAUUGGUUGUUCAACAACCCAAAGAUAGUGAAGGCUUCAACAGUUAUUUGCAGGCUCAUGGAUGAUUUGGCCACUCAUAAGUUUGAGCAAGGAAGAGAACACGCGGACUCGGCCGUGCAAUGUUACAUGAAGCAAUUCGGUGUCACGGAACGAGAAGCGGAAAAUGACCUUCGCAAGAAAGUCGAUGACGCGUGGAAGGACAUGAAUGAGGAGUGUCUUCGCCCCGCUGCCAUCCCGAUGCCGCUUCUCAUGGGAAUUCUCAACCUCACACGAGUGAUGGACGUGCUGUACAAGGACGGAGGAGAUCAUUACACCAAUCCUCAUAUUACGCUGAAAGAAUACAUACGUUCGGUGCUCAUGGACCCAGUGCAAUAGUUUUGAUAUACAACAAUGAACUAGACGUUCAUCAGCUGGACAUUGGAAACUAGACCGAUUAUUCUAUCGAUGAUGCAUAUAUGUGUGUGUGUGUAAAGUGUUAAUGAGAUAGGCUUGCGAAUAAGACGUGGGAUACAUAUGUUAGUUGGGGUACUAA